Tachyglossus aculeatus (Australian echidna) is the source of this 1163-nucleotide messenger RNA. It is a transcript of the gene TMEM187, whose product is annotated as transmembrane protein 187. The record is from RefSeq and is a predicted model, not a curated record. The transcript has 2 exons. Bases 208 to 996 code for a protein of 262 amino acids. Lineage: Eukaryota; Metazoa; Chordata; Mammalia; Monotremata; Tachyglossidae. Gene Ontology annotation, cellular component: transport vesicle.
AUUCCCUUUAAGGUUCAAGACGACACUUUUUGAGAUCGAGGAGAACUCUUUUAUCCUGCCACAAUCUGGGUUUCAGCCAGAACAGUAAUGCGUUUGAGGACGACUUUUUUUUGCUCUAAGGACCGACUGGACGGCAACGUGCGUUUUCACUGUCGUUGCUGUUUUUUGUUUUUCAACCUCUAACCGAAAUCUCAGCCACCGUCGGAAAUGAGGCCGGAAUUCGGACAGGCGGUGCUACACGUAGGCGCGGCCUGCUGUUUGUGUGUCGCCACCGUCAGCGCUGGGGUGUUUGACGCCGUCUUCACCGAGGUGGGCUACGAACAUUAUGCAGAAGCCCCGGUAGCCGGCUUGCCUUCUUUCCUAGCCAUGCCCUUCAAUUCCCUCGUCAACGUAGGCUACCUGCUGCUGGGUUGGCACUGGCUCCGCAAAAACCCCGAGGCCCCAGGAAACGGAGAGGAAGGACCACGGGUGCGUUACCUGAAGGAUGUCUUUGCUACCAUGGCGCUGGCCUACGGUCCCAUCCAGUGGGUGCGGAUCUGGACUCAAACGCGCCGUUCCGCGAUCCUGGACCAGUGGUUCACCUUGCCCAUUUUUGCCUGGUCGAUCGCCUGGUGCCGCUUCGUGGAGGAGGGCUGGAAGCCCCAGACUUUCUUCCUCAUCGAAUGCAUCUCGCUGUCUAGUUACUGCCUCGCCCUUCUGCACCGGCGGGGAUUCGAGUUGGCCUUGGGGUGUCAUAUCCUGCUAGCUGUGUGGCAUGCGUGGCGGGCAAACCGGCGCCACGGAAAUGCCUGCUCCGCUUCGUCCAUGGCCCUGGCUGUGCUCUCCUGCCUGGGCUUUGUGGUCCUCAAGCUAGGUGACCGCUGGCUCGCCCAGUGGCUUCUCUUUCGGCAGAUGACCGGACACUUCUGGUCCAAAGUGUGUGAUGUCUUGCAGUUCCAUUUUGCCUUCCUGUUCCUGACCAACUUGAACAAUUUCCCACAGAGGAAGAAGCUGUAAAAGGGGCAACUGCGGCCCGAAGAACCUGCCUUUUGAUGACAUUUCGCCCGCAUCCUGUGGCUGUGUACCUCCACAAUCAUCAACACGGAUAAACAAUGAAGCGAACUAGCUGGGCUGAACCUGUCCCCUGACAGCAAAGAUAAUAAAAGACAAGUUUAUGCAUAAAA